AUGUGCAGGAAAGCAACAGAGAGUAGAAGCGAAAGAGGCUUGAAUGACUUGCUUACUUCAAAAUUCUCAAGGUUCCAAGGUCCCUUCUGGUUAUUCCAGAUGUGGCUUAAAGUGUAUUUCCAAAGUAGAACUUCACCACUAGCCAUUCAAACUGGAAAAUCUCUCAUGUGCUACUCUUUGGCAACAGCGGACCCUUCUCCUUUCAGUUUUGCUGAAAACUUCAAAUAUUUCAACAACCAAUAUGAGACUGAUGAGGAAGAAGAAAUACUCGAGGAGAGCGAGGAGGAUGAAGGUAGAGAAAAGACUACUGCAAUGUCCAACAAAAUUGAAGGAGUGGCCGAAAGUGGUGAUAUGGCUUUCCCAAGCAGUGGGGCAGCCAGUUCCAUCUAUAAAUACCUUGUGAAGCUGUUAAAGAGAACAGUGGGAGAAAAGGAAGCAAAGGCUCUUCUAACAUGGAAAGCUAACCUUGACAAUGAAAGCCAGUCUCUCCUGUCUUCUUGGGUUGGAGGCAGCCCUUGCAAAUGGGCCGGAAUCAAUUGCAGCAAGUCAAGAAGCAUCACAAGUUUAAACCUUUCAAGUUAUGGUUUGAAAGGUUCCCUCCAUAGUCUCAACUUUUCAUCCUUUGCCAACUUACACAGUCUUGACCUUUUUAAUAAUUCACUCUAUGGGACCAUUCCAUCACAUAUCAGAAACCUCUCCAAACUUCGUUAUCUUCGCCUUUCUUUAAAUCAAAUCUCUGGGAGAAUUCCAUCUGAAAUGGGCCUACUCGCAAGUCUAACAAUCUUUUACCUCUCCAGAAACCUCAUCAGGGGUUCUAUACCACAAGAAAUAGGAAAUUUGAGCUCGCUUACUGAGCUCUCAUUGUACCAGAACAAUCUUAGAGGUGUAAUCCCUGCUUCCAUUGGAAACUUGGAAAAGUUGACCAUACUAUACCUCUCUCAAAACCAACUUUCUGGACCAAUUCCUUCCAAUGUAGGAAACCUGACAAAGCUCAUCAAAUUCACCCUCCAAGAAAAUCAGUUAUCUGGCUUCAUUCCUGCAGAAAUAGGAAAGCUGAAAUCCCUCUCUCUUCUAAGAUUGUUCAGCAACAAAUUAACUGGUUCAAUACCACAAGAAUUAAAUAACUGGACUUAUUUGAAUGUGUUGCAUAUAGGUGACAACAUGCUGUCUGGGUAUCUGCCACAAAAUAUAUGCCUCUCGGGGAUACUUGAAAACUUCACCAUUUAUAACAACAAUUUUGUGGGUCCUGUUCCAAGUAGUCUGAAAAACUGCACUAGCUUGGUUAGAGUGAGGUUUGAAAGCAACCAACUAACUGGAAAUAUAUCAGAAGACUUUGGCAUAUAUCCGAAUUUGAACUUCAUUGACUUGAGUAAUAAUAAAUUGUAUGGAGAACUUACUUCUAAUUGGGGAAAGUGUCAAAGCUUAAGAAGCUUGAAAAUCUCCCACAACAAUAUUUCUGGUAGAAUACCAGCAAAGUUUGGGGAGUCAAUUCAAACACUUGACCUCUCAUGUAAUCAUAUAGAAGGAGAGAUUCCCAGGGAAUUUGGUUGGUUGACUUCAUUAUUCAAUCUAACUUUGAGCAAUAACAGACUUUCAGGCAAUGUUCCAUCAGAAAUUGGAAUGCUUUCUGACUUGGAAUAUCUUGACUUGGCUGAAAAUAAUCUGAGUGGUCUGGUUCCCAAGGAAAUACUGAGUAAUUGCAUUAGACUGAUAAACUUGAAUUUGAGCAUUAAUAGAUUUGAGGGAAGUAUUCCCUUUGAGAUCAGUACUUUGUUCCCACUUCAAUAUCUCGACCUUAGUCAGAAUUUAUUUUUGGGAGAAAUACCACCACAGCUCGGAACAUUGAGCCGCUUAGAAAUAUUGAAUCUUUCCCACAAUGAGCUCUCUGGUUCCAUUCCGGAAACUUUCAACGAAAUGUUAAGCCUAACAUCUGUUGAUAUAUCCUACAAUCGGUUGGAGGGCCCUCUUCCAAGCAACAAAGCCUUUUGUGAUGCUCCUACAGAAGCAUUUACAAAUAAUAAAGGCUUGUGUGGUAACAUUACUGGUCUAAAGUCCUGCCCCUCAAUGAAGAUCCACAAGGCAAAAGGUAAGAAUGGUCGCUUGAUCUUGAUAGCGGUCUCUUUCUUGGGAAGUUUGGUUUUUCUUUUUAUCAUUGCUGGUGUUUUAUCUUUCGUUUGGCUGAGAGUGAGGAACAAAGGAAAAACCGAGCCAGAAGAUGCACAGAAUGAUAAUUUGUUCGCAGUAUUGAACUAUGAUGGAAAGCUGGUAUAUGAGAAGAUCAUUGAAGCGACAGAGAACUUCAACUCCAAAUAUUGCAUUGGAGAGGGUGCCUUUGGAAGUGUAUACAGAGCUGAGCUGCAAAACGGUCAAGUUGUUGCUGUGAAGAAACUUCGAGCAGUAGAGGAUGAUGACAGGAUGGCCAGUUUGAAAACUUUUACUUGCGAAAUUCAAGCACUAACAGAAGUACGACAUCGCAACAUUGUGAGGCUCCUAGGUUUCUGUUUGCAUACGCGACACGCUCUUUUGGUUUAUGAGUUCAUGGAAAGGGGAAGCUUGGAAAGUAUACUAACCGAUGAUCAAGCAGCGAUGAAGUUUGGAUGGAGUAAGAGGGUAAAUGCUAUCAAAGGUUUGGUUAAUGCUUUAUCUUACUUGCACCAUGACUGCUCACCUCCAAUAAUUCAUCGAGACAUAUCCAGCAAGAAUGUUUUGUUAGAUUCAGAGCAUGAGGCAAUCCUCUCUGAUUUUGGCACAGCUAGACUUUUGAACCCUGACUCAUCCAACUGGACCUCAUUUGCAGGCACCAUUGGAUACACUGCUCCAGAGCUUGCUUCCACAAUGGAAGUCAAUGAAAAAUGUGACGUGUAUAGCUUUGGAGUGGUGACAAUGGAAGCACUUCUUGGAAGCCAUCCUGGAGAUUUCGUCACAUUUUUAUCAACAUCGACGUCAUCAUCAACUGCCGGUCAUACACUGCUGAAAGAUGUAUUGGACCAGCGUCUCUCACAGCCGAUCAAUGAAGUUGCAGAGGAUGUGGUGUUUAUGAUGAAGCUAGCUCUUGGAUGCCUGCUAUCCAGUCCACAAUCUCGGCCAACCAUGCAACAAGUUUCUCAACAGUUAUCAGCUCAAAAGCUGCCUUUACCAGAGGUGUUCCACAUGAUAACAUUAGGACAACUGUUUGAUUUCAUGUAA
Messenger RNA from Cornus florida, 3186 nucleotides. Its product is annotated as MDIS1-interacting receptor like kinase 2-like. NCBI's taxonomy places the organism in Eukaryota, Viridiplantae, Streptophyta, Magnoliopsida, Cornales, Cornaceae. Gene Ontology annotation, molecular function: protein kinase activity; ATP binding; protein binding. The transcript is spliced from 6 exons. The record is from RefSeq and is a predicted model, not a curated record. Gene Ontology annotation, biological process: protein phosphorylation. The coding region runs from base 1 to 3186 and encodes 1061 amino acids.